Messenger RNA from Lutra lutra (Eurasian river otter), 3160 nucleotides. RefSeq names its product RAD51-associated protein 1-like. The transcript has a single exon. The record is from RefSeq and is a predicted model, not a curated record. Bases 813 to 1157 code for a protein of 114 amino acids. Lineage: Eukaryota; Metazoa; Chordata; Mammalia; Carnivora; Mustelidae.
UUUUACAAAUUCUGUGUUAACAAGGGAAUGCAGAGAAAAGCAUUUGUUGAGAGUUCUACUGUGCGCCAGGCACUAUAUUAUGUGCCUGACAUUUAUUACUUACAUAGUCAUUACAAUAGCAUCACAAAGUAGAUGUGCUGUUCAACAGCCUAUUUUUUUUAUUAAUUAGUCAGCUGUGGUUCAGGAAUGUUGAUUAACUGACCUAUGAUUCCAUAGUUAAAGAGUAGCAGACCCAGAAACCGCCGCUGCUCCUAACAAGAGCUUGAACCCUGCGAAUUUUCGGUCUUGGAGGGGGCCAUGGUGCCCCCCCGUGAGGCAUAAGAAACUAGUCAGUUACUCACAGUUUGAAAAUUCUGGCAGCGAUGAUGACUUUGUUUCCACAACCACACCUUUGAAUAAGAAGCCCAGAACAACACCAAAGGAGUUGAUACUAGAAACAAGGAAACCUAAACUGAAGAAUCUCCAGAAAGAAGAUCUCCCACUACAAGAGAAAACCCCUAAAAAAGGAUGGCUUUAGGUGACGAACUCUACCAGCGAGACUUAGAAGUGGCGCUAGCUUUAUCAGUGAAGGAACUUCCAGCGGUCACCAUUGAUAUGGGAGAGGCUCAAGAUACAAGCACCAAAAAAAUGUGGCAGCAGCGAAAUUGGGACAAUGACUAAGGCUCCCCCAUUUCUCCGAUUGCAGUGUAGCCAGUGAUGAUUUAGAUUAGGAUAAGCUUACCGAGGGAGAUGAUGUGUACGGUGCUCAAGGGAAAAGAAAGGCACCAUCAAAGCUGUGGUACAACAGAGGAAGAUUCUUUCGGAAGGCAGUGAUGGCCAUGGUGCUGGCAACUCUGAACCAACCCGCUGGUGGAGAGUCUGAGGAUGAGUCUGAUUUUAGGGAGAGUGAAGAUGAUGAUGCGAACUUCACUCUGGGAGAAAAUAAAGUGGAAGAAAUUAAAAAGAAAGAAGUGAAGGUAAAAUCCCCAGUUGAAAAAAAGGAGAAGAAACCUAAAUCCAAACGUGAUACUUUGGAAGUGACUUCAAGAGACUGUGCUCCAGCUGCCCUGAAAUCAGAAUCUCAGCCUUCACCAAAAAAGGCCUUAUCAGUGAAGAGGCCACUCGGAAACCAUGACAAAUAUGCAAGCCUUCAGCUGGAAGCAGAAAACCUAAGUUGAUGCCACCAGCGCUGUCUGAAAGCAGCAGCAGCACCAAGAGCAGCAGGAGCCCACUGGCAGGGGUGUCUGUUAAGUCUCCUAAUCAGCGUCUCUGCCUUGGCUUGUCCAGAUUAGCACAAGUGAAACCUUUGCAUCCAAAUGGCGCUAGUGGCUGAGUGUGGUAGUCAACAAAGGUUUGAUUAAGAGAAUAAGAGCUUUACAAGUGUGUUUAUAUUUGAAUUGUGUUUCUGUUUAAGGAGGGUAUCAUAAUAUAAAGGAAUCCUUCAAUGUAAAAAAAAAAUGAGUAGUAGACCCAUGAUUUGACUGUCAGCCUGCGUGACUCCCACGUCUAAUCUUUUGUCCCUCAGCAGCACUGGGGUUAAGGUAUAGAUCCUAGUCAGAUCAACUCAGAGAGUCAAAUGUAGUUAUGUGUUUGCUGAUUUAGAGUUUUCCUAAGAAACCAGGUUAGUCCAAGCAUUUGUCCUAAUAUAUUUGACAACUAGUGAUAACUAGGGGUAAUUAGUGCAGUGGCAGCUAGUCUCUUGUUUUUACUGUCAAAGAGUUUAGGAUGGCUCUCAUUACCUAUGGCCAUAGUACAUAGCUUUUACAUAAGCGAGACCUAAUCAGGCAAGUUCUUAGGUAUAGAGAUGUCUGCUCUCCUUGAGAUGAAUGAUUUUUCCAGAAGUGAUGGAUAUGUAAUCUAGGUGUAGGCCAUGAUACGUUAAUUAAUUUUAUCAUCUAUUUAGAGGAUAUUUCUAAACGAUUCUCUGUUUACUGACUUCCCAGGCUAGUUUUCCCUUUAGGCUAGUUCCCUUGACCAGUUCCUUGAAGCUUUUUCUUUUUUUGUAGAUUUUUUUCCUUUUCUCCAUUGACUUUUCUUGUGUGUUUUUUUUUUCUUUCUUCUCUACUUUUCUUGGUGUUUCUUUUAUUCCAUUAAUUUUUUCCCUUUCUGCCAGCUAAGUAUUUUCUGUUUUUCUAUAGACAAAAUCAAAAGCACAUAGAAUCAGGAUUUUAGGGAAUGUUAGAGAUGAAUUAAUCAAAAUACCCUCUGGUACUACAACCUGUGUUUAACAUCCUCACCAAGUGAUUGUUUAAAUGGAGAAUUUGAAAUGCAAAAGAGAUUAAAGUGACUUAUUUGGAUACGAUAAGUGACAGAAAUGAGACUUACAUUCAGGUUUUUUCCUUUUUUUCUCAUCUUAAUAGGUGAAUGUUUUAAUAACAGAAAGAUGGGAAGUGGGUCUAGUGAACACAGUGAAGGUGCGUAAGGAAGGAAUUGGCAGGAGAGGCCAAGUUUCAAGAAUAACACACUGGGUUGGAAAGGAAUAAGGGUUUUAGAAAAGAUGUCAGAAUAUUUGGGCUCAUGAUAAGUUAGAUAAAGAUGGAUUACGGAAAUGAAGGACACACACACAGAGAAAGGAAUGGAGGACACAGGAUAUUGGGAGUUGUUUAGAAAAGCAUAUUAAAAUAGAGGGUUCAAGAGAAUCAUGAGCAGUUUUUUGUUGGUUGGUUUAAUUGGAUGAACUAGCAUACUUCAGGUUUUCUGUUGAGAGGUAUUAAAAUCAUUUGAGCCACGGGGAAGGCUUUUUACAGCAUAUAGGAAUGUGAUAUCAUCUACUUCCACCCCAAUCUUGGCUUAGAUCCUCUCGAGUAAUGGGGGAAUGGAGAUUCUGAACUACACAGAUGUAUGGCCCAAGGUAGUGGUCUCCUCACUCUACCUCUUUUUCUAAUUCUCUGAUGUCCUUCCCAUGUACCUGUAGGGUUUGGUGGGCUAGGACUGGCUGUCAAAUCAGUAACAGGGGUUCAUUUGGGUAGUUGGUAACAUGUCUACAUUGAGAUGAUUACAUGGAUGACUGAAAGUCUGUUUAGCUUGUCCUCCAGGAGCAGGAAAUGGCUCCUACUCUUGGCCAUUUGAUGCUAUGCUUGUUUUGGGAAUCUGCUUUCGUAGGCUGAAAAGGGUACCAUUGAGCCCUGCAAAAGAGUGAUCUAAGAGCUCACAGAAAGAAAAUAUUAAGCCGUGUAUAGGG